This is a messenger RNA of Meloidogyne enterolobii, 923 nucleotides long. The record is from the annotation of a GenBank genome assembly. Lineage: Eukaryota; Metazoa; Nematoda; Chromadorea; Rhabditida; Meloidogynidae.
UUACGGCAACGAUCUUAAAUGUCUUUCAUAUAGGGAUGGAAUAUUGCAUAUACAAGAAAAAAACUUUCUCGGUUGACACUGAUGAUUUUAUUGGUCCUUUCUAUUUGGGCAAUUUAUCAACAACAUAUGCAGAUUCAGGAGCUGAUAUUUGGUCCCCAGACGGUCUAAUUGGAAUCAAACUUGAUGAUGAUAAGUAUUUGAAGAAAUUUGUUGGCGUUUAAAUUUUUGGUUCUAUCUAUAUUGAUCUUAAAUAUAUUAAUGAUUAUUUUUAUAUUUUUAUAAAUUUUUGCCUUUUUGCAACUGCUAAAAAUAUCUGUUAAUUUUAUUACGGAUUUCAUUUUUUCCGUUUAUCGAUUUUAUAUAAAUUUCUCACAUUUAAUUCUAAAAAAUAUUUUCAACCCCAAAAUAUCUUCAUCAUGUCAAGUUUCCAUUUUUCUUCAAAAGUGCUUAAUUUAGUUGACACGAGACCAAAAGCUGAUGAAUUGAAGGGAGCUGUUAAAUUGGAUCCAAAUUUGAAGGAAUAUUUGCAGUUUGGAGAUGAAUCAGUAAAGAAAUCAAUAUUAAUUAAUCAAUCCAAUUGCUUGAAUUCUACGACGUUUGUAACUUUCAGUAGGCAGUUAAAUACACACUUUAUUAUGAGACCAACAGUUUUACCUCAAAUUCUCGUUCAUUUGACAGAAAUGCUAGUUGGAAUUUUGGGGAUUUGUAGCGACUCUUCUAGCGUUGCUCGCCGUUUUGGCCUUUCAAAAGUUCCUCGUUUCUUUCGUUUAGUUCUUCAAUUAGAACGGCCUUUCUACGAUUUAUUUAGAAUUCUUGUUGAGCUGUUUUGUCGAACAUGGAAGGAUAUGAAUGCAAAGUUUGGAAUUUUUUAUUUUUGGGAAUUAUGGGAUAAAAUGUCUCUUUUUGUUUUUGAGAGUUUUUAA